Molecule: messenger RNA, 4020 nt
Organism: Xyrauchen texanus (razorback sucker)
Lineage: Eukaryota; Metazoa; Chordata; Actinopteri; Cypriniformes; Catostomidae
Product: tyrosine-protein kinase Mer-like
Exons: 19
Coding region: 1-2865 (954 amino acids)
Biological process (GO): multicellular organism development; nervous system development; phagocytosis
Cellular component (GO): signaling receptor complex
Molecular function (GO): protein binding; transmembrane receptor protein tyrosine kinase activity; ATP binding
Source: RefSeq, a predicted model, not a curated record
AUGCGGUUUAUUUCAGGCAAAAGUUUCUUGGCAAUGUUGCGGUUUUUAACUCCGUUGCUCGUCGGAUUGUUUUCACAGUCAAUACGAAUGACAACUGCCGCCAAUUGGAAUCAUCCACUAGCUGUUGUCCAUCACAGAGGUUCUCCUCUUUGGGUGAGACAUGGGCACUCUUUCCGACCAACACGGGCAAUGCAACCUGUGAUUGUACCGGCUCGAGCCCUGAGUGUCCACUUAACACAGGAGGAGCUCCAGAAGUUACGCUUCAAACCGACGGUAGGCCCCAUCCAGCAGUCAGAGGGGAAAGAAGUCAGAUUUAACUGCUCCAUAGACAUCAAUGAUGUCAACCAGGACCUGAAUAUUCUGUGGUUCAGGAAUGGAAAAGAAAUCCUUGAUAGCACGCAGUCACAGGUAUUCACUCAUGGGACUGGCAUAUUGUUGUCCACUUUAAGCAUAAGCAGUGUCCAGAGAGCAGAUGCUGGCGAGUAUCACUGCCGGCUCAGUGUCAGCAACAAGAUCAUUGAGUCAAAUCCCAUCUUUUUAGAGGUAGAGGGCCUACCCACUUUCACUAUACAGCCGAGUGAUGUAAACAUCACAAGAAACACUCCCUUCACUUUGACCUGUGAGGCGGUCGGUCCUCCAAACCCUGUAACUAUCAAGUGGCUUCAUAAGGGCAAGAGAUUUCUAGAACGCAAUGAGUCGUCCAGCACCAUCACCGUUGAAGGUGUUGUUAAACCAACCCUCUACAGCUGUGAAGCUCACAAUGAGAAAGGCCUUACAGUAUCCAGAGAGGCUCACAUCAAUAUCAAAGAGCUUCCUGACAAAGUGUCUGAAGUCAAUGUAGUCAAACGUGAGGCCAACAAACUCGUCUUGAGCUGGACACCAGGACACGAUGGCUUCUCUCCUCUGAGCUCCUGUUUAAUCACGGUACGAGAGCUUGGUCGGGAGUCGGCCCACCCGACUAUCGUUCGCAAGACACUGAUUCCUCCGUACCAGUACGAGAUCAGCAACCUCAGGGCCAUGACCUGGUACAAUAUGUGUGUGUCCUGCACCAAUGAGAUCGGCUCGUCUCCGCCCAGUGCCUGGGUCCAGAGCAACACCACAGAGGGGGUCCCAUCAGAGGCCCCCCAAAACCUGACAGUUCACGUCAACAAUUCCAUGUUGAUGAUCCGCUGGGAAGCUCCGCCCCCUGACAAGCUAAAUGGAAUCUUGCAAGGGUAUGAUGUCACUGUCAAACAUGGGACACAUACCAACAAGAUUCACAGCAUGACUACAGAUGCCGCAGUGACUCUGCAGGUGUUUAACACCUCUUACAGUGUGGAGGUCGUGGCUUGCACUCAGACUGGCUGUGGGAUUAAAAAAUCACGAUACUGGCUCUUCAUACCAGACAGUGAAUCUCCAGAGCCUCCAUCCACUACUCCAGUUCCCAAUCACCAAGACUCUGCGUACAUCAUGCUUGGAGUGGUUUGCGGUUUCUGUCUUUUGAUGAUUGUGAUGUUUGUGGCCAUGUGGUUGCGCAAUCACUCUUAUUUGCAGUUUUUAUUUGGAACUGAUGACAAACUUACAUCAAUCAUUGAGUACAAGUCUCAGAGGUCCUAUAACCGCUCAGCCAUUGAAAUCACACUUGCCAGUUUGGGCAUCAGCAGUGAACUACAAACCAAACUCAAAGACGUGAUGAUCCUUAGGAACCUGCUGUCCAUCGGGAAAGUCCUAGGAGAAGGUGAGUUUGGAUCGGUGAUGGAGGGGCUUCUGAGACAACCCGAUGGAACCAGUGAGAAAGUGGCCGUGAAGACCAUGAAAUUGGAUAACUUCUCUCAGAGAGAGAUUGAAGAGUUUUUGAACGAAGCUGCUUGCAUGAAAGAUUUUCAGCACCGGAAUGUCAUCAGACUCUUGGGUGUGUGUUUGGAGGUUGGCUCAGGACACUUUCCCAAGCCAAUGGUUGUGCUCCCCUUCAUGAAGUAUGGAGACCUGCACAGCUUCCUUCUCCGAUCACGUCUCAGAGACAGCCCUUAUCUCUCUAUACAGAUGCUACUGAUGUUUAUGAUUGACAUCGCGUUGGGAAUGGAGUAUCUCAGCAACAGAAACUUCCUUCACCGCGACCUCGCUGCACGCAACUGCAUGUUGCGUGAUGACAUGAGCGUGUGUGUUGCUGACUUUGGUCUGUCUAAGAAGAUUUACAGUGGCGAUUAUUAUAGACAGGGAAGCUUCGCAAAGAUGCCCGUCAAAUGGAUCGCUGUGGAAAGCCUCGCUGACAGAGUCUUCACUGUCAAAAGUGAUGUGUGGGCGUUUGGAGUGACCAUGUGGGAAAUAGCCACCCGAGGCAUGACCCCGUACCCUGGUGUGCAAAACCAGGAAAUGUAUGAUUAUCUCCUUGAGGGCAGCCGACUGAAACAACCAAACGACUGUCUUGAUGAACUGUACGACAUCAUGUUCAGUUGCUGGAGCGCUGACCCAGUGGCCCGACCUGACUUCACACAGGUGCGAGAGAGGCUGGAGAAUCUAGCAGAGAAGCUUCCCGCGGUGUCCAACAGGAGAGACGUCAUCUACAUCAACACCACCUUCACUGAGGAAGAAUCAAUAACUGAUGUGGCGGCGGAAGGACCCGUCCUUAUCUCAUCUCCCUCCUGUAGCCGUCACACCAUGGACACAUCUGUUGUGACCGCAGACGUUCACGAGAGCACAGAUGCUGAGGGAGAUGACCGUUACGUUGUUGUCUUGUCGUCUGGUGAACAAGCGAUGAUGGGUGCGAGCAGUGCUGUUGUUACACCCCUGUUGGAUAACGGACUCUUGGAAGGGGACGAUGUGGAAACAAUUGGGGAAGGUACAGGGACGCCGCAAAUAUCUAGUGACACAAGACGUUUGCUCUGAAGAAGAGAUGUGAGAUGGGAAGAAUGAUGAAAUGCAUCAGAACAUUGACUCUAUGAGAAUUGGCUCAAAUUAUUUUUUUCACAACUUAAAGGCGUAACAUCAGCGCCCCUAGUGUCACUAAACGGAAUUGCAAAUAUAAUGUUUUCGGACAGGUUUCCCAAACAUUGAUCUGACAAACAUGAUUGUGACAAAUGUGACAGUGCCACAGAACCACAGUGUUUACACUUUUCACUCAACCUACAGAUGACUUGCAUAUAGUUGACUGCAUAUUAAGCUGGGAUACAAGUAUUGUAUAUAUUUUUUAUUUAUCUAUCUAGUCUGACUAUCUAUCUAUCAUCUAUCUAUCAUCUAUCUAUAUCUAUCUGUCUGUCUAAUCUAUCUAUCUAUCAUCUAUAUCUAUCUAUCUAUCAUCUAUCUAUCAUCUAUAUCUAUCUGUCUGUCUAAUCUAUCUAUCUAUCAUCUAUAUCUAUCUAUCAUCUAUAUCUAUCAAUCAUCUAUCUAUCAUCUAUCUAUCAAUCAUCUAUCUAUCUGUCUAUCUGUCUGUCUGUCUUAUAUAUCAUCUAUCUAUCUAUCUAUAUACAGUAUCUAUCUAUCUAUCAUCUAUAUCUAUCUAUCAUCUAUCUAUCGUCUAUCUGUCUGUCUGUCUAAUCUAUCUAUCUAUAUCUAUCAUCUAUCUAUCUUCCUAUCUAUCAUCUAUCUAUCUAUCUAUCUAUCUAUCUAUCUAUCUAUCUAUCUAUCUAUCUAUCUAUAUACAGUAUCUAUCUAUCUAUCUAUCUAUAUCUAUCUAUCAUCUAUAUCUAUCUAUCAUCUAUCUAUCAUCUAUCUGUCUGUCUGUCUAAUCUAUCCAUAUCUAUUCAUCUAUCUGUCUGUCUGUCUUAUCUAUCUAUCUAUAUCUAUCAUCUAUCUAUCUUCCUAUCUAUCUAUCAUCUAUCUAUCUUCCUAUCUAUCUAUCUAUCUAUAUACAGUAUCUAUCAUCUAUCUGGCUGUCUAUCUAUCUAUCAUCUAUCUAUCAUCUAUCUAUCUGUCUGUCUAAUCUAUCUGUCUGUCUGUCUGUCUAAUCUAUCUAUCUAUCAUCUAUCUAGCUUCCUAUCUAUCUAUCUAUCUAUCUAUCUAUCUAUCUAUCUAUCUAUCUAUCUAUCUAUCUAUCUAUCUAUC